UCCGAGCUGAAGCGGGGCAGAGGGGGAGUCUGCAGGGUGUAAAAUACAUAGGAGCUGCGAAUCAGAAACUCCGCAGACCUGCGUAACUUUUCUAACAAGCGGCGGCCGCUUUUUUUUUUCUUUCCUAACUCGACUUGGUUGCUGGAAAGAUGACCACAGCCGUGGUGUCGCCUUUCUUCGACUUUGACAUGAUAAACAAGAACAAUAAAUUCAGCUACAGCAACAACCUGGGGGGCCCUCACCCAGUGUCUGUUCCUUGCACUGGCACCAGCGUGCCCCUCUCCAACGCCACCGGAUCCCUGCUGGACAGGAAGGCGGUGGGAUCCCCCGCAAUGGCAAGCGUGUUCCAUCGGCGUCACUCUGUCAGCAGCACCAAGUUCAGCCAGAACCAGUUUCUGAACAGCCUGAAGACGGUGGAGCACUCCUCACUCAUCUCAGGGGCUGGCAACGCCAGCAGCAACAACAAGGAGUCCCGCCUGCGAGACCGCUCCUUCUCUGAGACGGGGGAGCGGCUCCUCAACAAGUGCCUGGGGCCCUCCAGCCCGACGUGCGGUGGCGGCGGCAGCAGCCCGGUGAACUCCAGCCGUUACAAAACGGAGCUGUGCAGGCCCUUCGAGGAGAACGGCACCUGCAAGUACGGCGACAAGUGUCAGUUUGCCCACGGGGUGCAUGAACUGCGCAGCCUUAGCCGUCACCCCAAAUACAAAACCGAGCUGUGCCGCACCUUCCACACCAUCGGCUUCUGCCCCUACGGGCCGCGUUGCCACUUCAUCCACAAUGCUGAGGAGCGUCGCGGACCUCCGCAGCAGUCCUCCCCUUUAAACUCUUCCAACAAGAUGGAGAGGCCCCGGCUGCAGCACAGCUACAGCUUCGCCGGCUUCUCCAGCUCCGGAGGACUUAGGGACAGCCCGACCUCGGUCACCCCGCCGCCCAUGUUCUUCCCAGACGAGGUCCCAAACUGGCCCAGCAGCAACCCUUUCACCUACUCCAGCCAGGAGCUGGCCAACCUGUUUGGGCCGAGCCUAAGCGCCGGUACGGCAGGCGCGGAGCCAAAUAGCGCCGCGCCGCCCUCUCCGACUGGCACGCCUUACUUCUUCAGACCCAUGUUGGAGUCCCCUCCGCUGUUCGAAACCCCUUCUAGCCCCCCAGACUCUCUGUCAGACCAGGAAGGCUACCAGAGCAGCUCUGGCUCCGAAUCGCCCUCGCUGGACAACAGCCGCCGCCUUCCCAUCUUCAGCCGCCUUUCCAUCUCUGAUGAGUAACGGCACGCAUCUAAAGAUUGGUGACACAAAGAGAGCAUGGCACUCCCCUCUACCUCUUCCCUUCUGUUCCCCUGAGCUUCCCCUGUCCUCCCUUACUCCAGAUCCUUGUCGUUUUUAAGGAUGUAAUAAUAAAAUUAAGGGAACUAAAUUGUAAUUUCACCCCAGCUGAUCUGCACAUAAAGUUUUAGAAAUGAUGCCAUGUGUCAUAGUGCCAAACGAGGAGUGGAAACUGAACAAUGAAAAUCACAAGAACAACAAUUGACUGUUUUUGUUUGUUUUCCCCAGGUGCCACUUGUGUAUUUUUCUCUUUUCCCUCUUUUUUUUUUCUUUUUUUCAUUCAUGAAUGUGUAGCAGUACAAGUGGCCUUGGAAAGGGGGAGUGCAUUGCACUAACCCAACCUUCCCUUCCCUCCCGUCUUCCUGCUCUGUGUCCCCGAUGACAUCACUUCCCCCUGAGCUAGCUAGAAGGUGCUCACUAAUGUAAUUGUAGCUCUGCAGCAGACGUUUUUUACAGACUGAUACGAGACAAAAACAAAGUAACAGACCCUGAAAAUAUAUGAAUAGUUUUUUUUAGUUUUUUUUUUAAAGGUUUAAUAAAAAAAUAAAGUGCCUGGGGCGGCUUCUGCAUGCGUUUAGGGUGAAUGGACUACUGUUUUUCGCUUCUUUACCUGCUCCCACGCCACUGUCGGUGCUCCUCAAGUCCCGUCUUCUGUUUCUGAUCUGGGUGAGUCUGCAGGAAGGACUUUUGAACUGGAAGUUGGUUAAAUACUCCCCUCGCCCUUUCAUCUGAGUUUCCCCUCCUGUUGCUGGUCACUGGCUUAUGUAUUUUAUUUGUCACUAUUUGGGGAAGGAAGUCUUUAUCGAACUGAUCAUUAAACCUGUAUGACUUUGCUCCCGCUCCCCCACCUUGUCGCCCUCUCCGGUCUGGGGGAUUUCCAGCAUUCCCAUGGUGCAGUUCAGAUCGGACCUCCAAGCUGUUUUACUUUAUCCCCCCCCCUUUGUCCCUCUUUACAACCUGCUCCACUGAGCAUUCUGUACUCAUUACACCCCUUUUGCUUUCAUUAUUUGAUAAUUAUUUUUUAUUAAUGUUAUUAUUACGGUUAUUAUUUGAAAAAAAAAGAAAAAAAACUUUCCAGACAGAAGGUUUGCGUGUCACUGCUUAUUUAACUUAUCAGAACAUAUUUAUUGGUGAUCAUAUGCAUUUUUUUGUUAAUUUUGUUUUUUGUAUUUAUCUGGAUAAUGAACAAUAGAAUAUAUUUUCUUUUAUGUUAAAUUAUGAUCUUCCAUAUUAAUCUAAAGAUUGUGAAGAUGUUUUUUGUCAGUUUUCCUUUUUUUUCACAGUUUAAUAUAUUGUACUUCAAUGACUUUUUGUUCUGCAACCUACACUUUGUCAGAAAUGAAACUAAUUUAAAGCAGAAAAAAAUGCAAAAAAAGUUUGCGUUUUUGAUUAUUUAUUAUACUUUUUUUUUUUUUCCUUUUCCUACUCCCUCUCAUUGGACUGCAAUUCCAUCUGAACAAGAUUUGCUGGUGUUCAUUCCAGAUGUUUUCCCUGCACAACUUGCAACAAUCUGACGGUCGCAGUUGCCAACUGUUAUUACAUAAAUUGAGCUUUUUGAGAUAAAAUUCUUGGAAAAAAAAAAGCCUGCCUCAACUGGAGGACUGGUAUAAAAUGGAUUUCCUCCCAGUUUGUUAUUACAAGCAAUAGCUGUGACCAAAUGAGUUGAGGAAAGAGUUUGUUUUUUUUUCUUUUCUUUAUAAUUUGAUCGGAUGCUUGACGCACUUGCUCGGCCCCCCUUUUGACCAGUGGAAGUGCCUCUUUGAAUACAUUCCAGGUAGCUAAAGGCUUCUCAGCCUUUUUAUAUUUGAUUAAAAAAAAUAAAAAAAACAGAGUACAGUUUUUAAAGUCUAUUGUUCUGUGUUGCCUUCACGUGUGGUGGAAGAGGUGAAAGGAUCAUGACACAAAGAAAGUGAAACUGUUGAAUGUAUUUUUUUUUCUUUUGUUUUUAGUUCAGCCAUGUGUUUUCACUACAGUAAUUUCUGUGAGUUUAUAUCAAAACCUUUUUUCCCUCUUUUUUUUUUUUUGUAAGUAUUGAUUGCAGUUAAGUCAAUAAACCCCAUAUUUUUUGGAAAACUUAA
Messenger RNA from Xiphophorus hellerii (green swordtail), 3397 nucleotides. It is a transcript of the gene zfp36l1a, whose product is annotated as zinc finger protein 36, C3H type-like 1a. Bases 150 to 1262 code for a protein of 370 amino acids. The transcript is spliced from 2 exons. Gene Ontology annotation, molecular function: metal ion binding; mRNA binding. NCBI's taxonomy places the organism in Eukaryota, Metazoa, Chordata, Actinopteri, Cyprinodontiformes, Poeciliidae. The record is from RefSeq and is a predicted model, not a curated record.